AUGUAUUUGAUGUAUUGUGUGCAGGUGAAUGGAGAAGAUGUCAGUCAGCUGUCGCACGAGGAGGCUCUCGCUGUGUUCAACAAGGCUGUUGAACCCAUACUCAUCAGUGUGCUCAGGAAGCCCACUCAUCUUGCCCACACUCACUCAACCCACUCGCACCCGCCAAAUUCUGAUCACACGCACCCAGAUCUAAACCAGCCUCACACUACCCAUACCCACUCUACAUACCCUCUUCUGCAUUCUAACCCCACUCGAAAUCACGCUAUAAAUCCUAAUUCUUCCCACUCUCAAUCUAGUCCCUCUCUCGAAACCCACGCUACCCUCAGCUCUCCCUCUAACCCACCUGUUGAACCCACAAAUUCUUCAGAACCAUCUGAUGAUGUACGUCUUCACGACGGAAACGAAAAUCAAAAUAACGACAGCCUGCAAGGAAGAAGAGAAACGUUAAUAAAUGAAGACACAAGUACUGAAGAAAGCAAGUGUCAAAUUUCAUAUGCAAUCGAGGACGCGACAAAAAUUUAUUCUGUUGUUCAUGAUCUUCAACGAACUCCCUACGUGACUCAAACCUCAGGUGUUCGGAACAUCCCAAAUUUAGAUUCGAAUUCGGAUGUCGAGAGCAAUUCAAAAGUUUCCCGAACUUUAGAUGUUAGCAAAGUUAGUGAAGAAAUUACGGAGGUCACGACUCAUGGAACGGAGUGCAGCACAUGUGAUGCAGUUGAACAGCACGCAAAAUUGUCCUGCGCGGUGAAUAGAAAUGCUAUUUUUAAUAAACAUGAGGCAACAUAUGAACAAAACUCGCUAUGCACCACUGAAGGAACGCAGACCGAGAUUGUGGGCGACGUAUGGGCGGUCCCUGGUGGCGUAUGGCCGGCCGCAUACGUGGUGCCCGACGAGGGGAGAGUGAGGGGAGGCAACGAGGGGAGAUGUGUGGAGUGUCGCUGCAAGAUGGGGAACGGCGUACAGGAGGAAGACGUGCUGGAGGGGGAAGACGUGCUGGAGGAGGAGGAGGAGGAGAGAGAGAGCUUGUCAUCUCCUGACGCCGACUACGUCUUCCCCGGCGACCUCCCCAAGUCCCUGUCGCAGUACCUCGAUCAGGAGAUCGAUAUUGAGGAGAUCGUGCUGCAGCGUAGUUCCCUACAGGAGAAGUUAGGACUCACGCUCUACUACAGCACUCCUGGUCUCCCUCAUCUCUCUCCACACACGCCUCCUUCAGUCGAUUCACCUGUUGCCGGCGACGCAGUUGCUGUUGCCGGCGACGCCGCUGCUGUUGCCGGCGACGCCGUUGCUGUUGACGGCGAUAUUGCGGCAACUGGCAACUCGCCUGCCGUGAAAGCGCCUGCUGAGGCAACCCCUGAAUCCCACACUUCGCCUGACGAAGAAACAAUCACUUCGUCUGAUAAGAAACCGCCUGUCUCGCCCGAUAAGUCGCCUGCAUCGCCGCACAAGGACGUGUACCAGAGUCCUGCCAACGGUACAUGUAACUCGCCUGCCAAGGACUCGCCUGCGACUGAGGUUCUCGUGUCACAGAUCCUGCCAGACUCGCCUGCCGCCCGCGACGGCAGACUCCGCAUCGGCUUGUCACGUGAGCAGACUGAGCGACUCUUCCAGCGCUGCGGCCUCCGCGUCAAGCUACUCGUGUCACGUACACAGUAUUACGACGAAGAUGACCUGGUGGAGGCUGACCUCCUGGAGGACGUGUACGAGGAGGACGAAGAACUCGAGGAGCUCGACGCCGAGUACGAGUUCCAGGCCACGCGAUACGUCAGAGAGGAGAAGCCAGUGCGUUUUAUAUGCGAAGAAGAGCCCGCGGUUUGCGUUGAAACGCAAAAAGAAAACAAAAAAUUUACCAAGUCCGAAGAAUGUGAAAAAGAUGAAGAAUUGAAGUCCCUGCCUUCCCCGACCUCAUCCAGCUGUUCAUCCAACACCUCAUCCACGGAGUCGCCUGGAAACUCAUCCAAAAAACACCGCAAGUCAUCCUCGAGGAUGAAGAAGAUGCUUGGUGGCCAUGAGCUGAAGGACAGCCACGAUGGACAGGACGAUACCAUUGGCCGCCAUAUGAAACAAAUCGACCAACAAAUCUGUGAUCUCAAUGAGGAAAUCCACAAUAUCCACGAGAGCGACGUGAAAGUCAUCAAAAUGUCCACGUCGUCAUCGAAAUAUUUCCCCAACAACGAAGGUAAUCCAGUAAAUCGGCCAAAUAAGCGGCCGCCGUUGAGCCUACCUUCGUUCGUCCACCCCACAGAUUCUGAUCACAUUUAUGAAUCAAUUCCUGAUAUCACGGAAUCCGACGAGCCUAUCUACUGCCUCCCUUAUCAGCCCGGCAAAACCGGUCGCAGGAUAUCGCCAAAAAAUGGGAAUGUUUCCAACAAGAACUUCCAAUAUCCAUCUAGAAAAUCCGACAAAUCUCCUAGAAGUCCAGAGGUGUCGCCAAGAAUAACCGACUUAUCCCCUAAAAAACACGACUUGUCUCCAAGAAAUCACGGUUUUCCUUAUAAGAUCGCAGAUAUUUACCCUAGAAAUGUUAACAUUUCAACUCGAAAAGGAGAUUUUGCUUUACAAAACUCGAAUUUUCCUUUGGACUCUUCUCGCCCCACGGCCCCCGACGUUUGCUGCAACUGUCCCAUGCAAGCUUCUCUUAGUUCGCACGAGGCCAAAGGCAACGACUUCAAAGGCACCAACAGCAGCAACAACAGCAGCAGUUCUAGUGGCAGUCGUAAUGGCAUCAGUGGCAAGAAACGCCGCGGUGGCAGCGAGGACCGACCACCGAAGGCGGACAGAGAUGGUUUGGUGGAGAAGAAGGAGGACAACAGAGACUCGUCCUCUGCCUACAACACCGGCGAUAGUACUGGUAGUAACCAUCAGGUGGUAGGGCCGUGUGCAGAGUCAGCCAGCGGUGGGGUUAGGUUGAGCCCUCCCCUGCAUCUGAGCCUGGGUUGUGAUCCUCUGCUACGAGCCUCAACCCUCGUACUGAACCCCGCUGGACAGGACGAAUACUGCCUGGAGUGCCAGGCUGAGAAGUCGACUGGACAGAACAGGACAGGUUCUGUCCGUCCCCCGUACAUCCACCGUCCACUUUAUCCUCCAUCCUCAUCAGCGGGACGAUCCAGCAACAACAGAGACGUUCCUUACAAUGUCCGCCCAGACGUUAGAACCCAGUACGUCAACUCGUUACCCAGCCAGUCUGGCUACGUCAUCAGUAACUGCCACUCAUUGUACGCAAACGCCGAUGAUUUAAACCACGCUAUUUGGUCCAACAAUCAACAACCCCGACAACAAACUAACCAGAUGUUUUCUCGCGCGAACAAACCAUCUAAUUCGGGCUACAAAUUCUCCGUCUCGGUCACGGAAAAGUUAUCAGAAAACGCUACUAGAGUUAGCCCUGCAGAAGAUAUCUACGAGAAUUGUUGUGAAGAACAGCGGCCUCAGCAACUUCAGCUCAAAGGAUACUCUUCAGGUCGACAUGUUAAGCCAACUUUUCAAUCGGAACCCACGACGCCCGUUGCGCAAAAGCAAAUGGAGUGGAAGGUUAGUACUGACGGCACGCGCUACAUCACGCAGCGCAGCGUCAGCGGCCGCCGUCGCGACCACCGCAAGCAGCGCGCGCUCAGAAUCCUGCAGGAGAGAAGUGGUGUCACCACCGACGAUGAGGCUGCCUCCGAGGUCAAGAUCGGGAAGUUCUGGUCCAAAGAAGAACGCAAGCGCCAUCUUGACAAGCAGAAACGACGAAGAGACCAACUUUUGAAUGCCACCGAACCACAACCAAUACAAACACAACAACCUACACAAUUAAUACAAACACACCAAGUAACACAGCAACCUACACAACUAAUACAAACACAGCAACCUCCUCCGCAGACCCCGGGCGUGGCCGUGAGGAAGCCCAUGGCCGCUGUGGACAACACUGUCCAUCAGGCCUUAUGGCGAGACCCUCAGCUCCACAAGGGCGGUCCCCUCUUUAUGCCUGUCAUCGAGCAACUCGGAACGUCUAACCAACAGAACAAACAAAUGCCGCAACAGAUUGUGCAACAAUCGUAUCAAAAGUUACAUAAUAAACAGGUGCUGCAGCAACAAACGCACCAGCAAUUAUUUCAACAGACACACCCGCAGAAUCAACAGCACUAUAAUCACCAACAGAUGUUCCAGCAGACACAUCCUCAGAAGAUGCACCAACAGGUGCUUGUAAAGAUGCCAUUACACCAACAUUCUCAUCUGCAGCAACAAAUUCCCCAACCGCAACAAACGCUACCAGGGCUUCAAAUCCCCCAACCCCCAUGCUACCCUCCUCCCCCCCUUAAACCCCUCAAGAAAAAACUCCCCCUCCGAUAGUCUCAUAAACCCAAUGAUAUUUUCUAACACAAUUUUGGAAAAAUUUAUGAUUUUUUAAACUAAAUUCUGGAAAAUUAUGGGAAGCCAGUCAAAGUCAGGAAAGUUCUGUUUUAAAAUUUCUGAAUUUCAGAAAAGUUCUGUGGAAUUCAGAAUUCUGAAAUUAGAAUUCCUGUUUGCCGAAGAGAAAUAGGUGGGAAAAUCGUUGGAUUUUAAUCCAUUUCAUCCAGUUGUUCAUUGGGCGACUUAACAUUUAGUUGUUGUACAUUUUAUGACUAUUGUAGAGCUGUAAAAAUAGAAAAGAAGCUACUUAUAGGCGUAGCUCGUUUUAAUUAAAUCUAAGAAUUUGUGAUGGAAGAAAAUGUACAUAAAUUAAAAGGAAUCUAUAAUAAUAUAAUCGUCAUAAUUUAGACGGAAUUCUUGAAAGCAAUAGGUUUUCUUAAUGUAUUCAUAAGUCAAUAGGUUUUCAUGAUGCGAACAAAAAAGGGCAGCGAAGCUUGAUCCAAAAUAGCGCAGUCAAUGAUUUAUUGAGUGGUGUUGACUGCUUACCAGAAUCAAAUUAUUUACGACUACUAUAGUCUGAUCACAUUUAAACUAAUCAAAAAAGUCAAUAUUCAACGAAACAAAA
Molecule: messenger RNA, 4951 nt
Organism: Hyalella azteca
Lineage: Eukaryota; Metazoa; Arthropoda; Malacostraca; Amphipoda; Hyalellidae
Molecular function (GO): protein binding
Source: RefSeq, a predicted model, not a curated record